AUGAACGCCCCAAUCAUCGAUCCAUUGCAGGGGGACUUUCCAGAGGUUAUAGAGGAGUAUUUGGAAUAUGGGCUUAUGAAAUGCAUUGCCUUUAAUCGACGGGGAACGCUUCUUGCCGCUGGGUGCUCUGAUGGAAGCUGUGUCAUUUGGGAUUUUGAAACCAGAGGUACUGCAAAGGAACUUCGGGAUAAAGACUGUGUUUCUGCCAUAACAAGUGUUUGUUGGUCAAAGUAUGGUCGCCACGUACUUGUUUCUGCUGCUGAUAAAUCACUAACGCUUUGGGAUGUUGUCAAAGGAGAAAAGAUAACACGAACAACCCUUCAACAAACCCCGCUACAAGCUCGUCUUCAUCCUGGAUCUUCCAUUCCAUCUAUUUGCCUGGCAUGCCCUCUCUCAUCUGCUCCUAUGAUCGUCGACUUGAACACUGGAAGCACAGCUGUUCUUCCAGUCUCUUUUUCUGACACAGGCUCUGGACUUGCCCCUCCGGCACGUAACAAAUUUUCCGAUGGAUCUGCCCCUUUUACUCCAACUGCUGCUUGCUUUAACAAGUACGGGGACCUGGUAUAUGUGGGUAACUCCAAAGGGGAAAUUCUUAUAAUAGAUCACAGCAGCAUACAGGUUCGUGGCAUUGUUCCCAUUCCUGGGGGUGCUGUGAUAAAGAAUAUUGUUUUCAGUAGGAAUGGGCAGUAUCUUCUUACAAACUCAAACGACCGUACAAUUAGGAUCUAUGAGAACCUUCUGCCUUUGAAACAUGGACUCAAAGCUCUUAACGAAUCAAACGAUACAUCAGAUGAGCUAGAUGGGGUAGAGAAAUUAAAAGCUGUUGGAUCUAAGUGCUUAGCACUCUUCCGGGAGUUUCAAGACUCCAUCACCAAGAUGCAUUGGAAAGCGCCGUGUUUUAGUGGUGACUGUGAGUGGGUAAUUGGUGGUUCUGCUAGCAAAGGAGAGCAUAAGAUCUACAUAUGGGAUAGGGCUGGACAUCUUGUGAAAAUUCUUGAAGGUCCAAAGGAAGCCUUGAUAGAUUUAGCAUGGCAUCCUGUACACCCUAUUGUCGUAUCUGUUUCACUAGCUGGAUUGGUUUAUAUUUGGGCCAAAGAUUAUACUGAGAAUUGGAGUGCAUUUGCUCCGGAUUUUAAGGAACUUGAGGAAAACGAAGAGUAUGUAGAACGAGAAGACGAAUUUGAUCUGAUAACUGAAACUGAAAAGGUAAAAGAAUCAGAUGUCCAUGAAGACGAUGAAAUUGAUAUUGUGACGGUGGAGAAGGAUUCCGCUUUCAGUGAUUCGGAUAUGUCCCAGGAAGAAACAUGCUUCUUGCCUGCUGAUCCUUCUCCUGAUAUUCCUGAGCAGCAGGACAAGGUGGUUGGAAGCACUUCAAAGCUGGGGGACAGCAACCACUCUGGAUCCCCUCUUUCAGAAGAGGCAGGACAAAACGGGCAAGCAAUGAACCAUGUAUCCAGUCCAGUUGAAGGUAACAUUAUAUCCUUGCAUUAUACUAUAUAUUAA
This is a messenger RNA of Ilex paraguariensis (yerba mate), 1503 nucleotides long. The record is from the annotation of a GenBank genome assembly. Lineage: Eukaryota; Viridiplantae; Streptophyta; Magnoliopsida; Aquifoliales; Aquifoliaceae.